AUGGAUAUGAAGGAUGGCUGGAGAGUCCGGCGACUGGACGACGAACCGAUGUACUGCGAGGCUCCCCACGAUGAAUCGGAUAUCUUGUACGCCAGUCUUGACCACGAAGACCUCGAGAGCCUGAAAGAGAGGAGACGUCGAUAUGAAGAGGCUGCGACUCGAUUUUUGCAGGGACAUACGCCAAGGCUGCUUUCUACAGUUCUAAGAGGCCCUUUCGAAGGACCAGGCGCAAAAGGUUGGGUGAAUCCAUGGCAAUCAAGCCGGAAACCAACAUCAGCUGCCAUCCCGCCACCACCUCCAGUUGCUGUCGUCAAAACCACCACGGAAGUCGAAGAAACCAUUGUAGAAGAAGUGUAUGUCGAGGAUGCAGCGUCUUGCCAUCUACCGAGCCCGCGAAGCCUGGAUCAACCCAACUUAAGCCCGCACCCUUUCAUGGAAACAGAGGAACUAGAACGAGUUGAAGCAUGGCGAAAUACUACGGAAUCUUUGAGCGAUACACAAGAUUUUGCUUGGUCACUAGAAGCCUCUCUCUCGCAGCCUCAGUCACAGACACAACGUAAGCGACGGUCAACAGGUUCAGAGUGGCUGAAGCGGCAAGACACCAAACGACGAAAGGCAGAGGAUACGAACAGUUACCGGGAGGACUCGGCUGCUAUCCAGCGGGAUAGCGCACGACUGAGCCAAAACGUUGUGCAGAAACAAGUGGACGCUGCCAUGGAGGAUGAGGCUGCAAGCUUGGAGAGCUCUCAAAUAAACCCACAAACCCCGCGCAAGGGCUUGAACUCAAGUGCCAGUCGCUCGCACCAGCAACAACUCUCACAAAUAUCCAACAAAUACGCCAGUGCUGCACAAGAUGAGAUACCAGCGCCGCUGAGCACCCCUAUCCAGACUCCCCAGUCCAAUAGGAAGGCAGUGGUUAAGACUGGAGACGAUGCUCCUCCCAGCAGUGUUGUCACUGUGGUCAAGGAAGAGGAACGGGGUGAAUUCGAGACGCAGCAGGACGAAAGCUUCUUAUUCCGUGCAAGGCCGAGGAACCAUGCCAUCAAUACCUUGACCUCAAGCCCCUUGAAGAGAACGUCAUUUGGCCAAGUUUCUUCCGCUGCUUCCACUUCUUCGAGCGAGAGCGACUCCCAAGGCGAUGUCCAAGAUUUGGAGGGUGACACUUGCAUGGCAGACGACACUAAAGCUACUUCCCCAGGAUUCAGCGAGGAAGGUGGAGAUCAACAUUCCCCAGGGAAAGAUACAGUGCAAAGAGGAGAGAGCGGCGAGUCUAUGUCCAAGCCCCUGGGCAGUGAAAUAGCCCUCGAUGCGAUGGAAACCGACGUGUGCCCCACGAAAACGACGGAUGGCGAAAUCUCAGAAAUGGUUGAGGACCUUGAUCAGCAUCUGCCAGUUGAGACGGCCGCAGCAGCAGGAAUCGCGGAUUUGACAUCGAGCCAAGAACCGACGGUUAUGGCCAUUGCUGCAUCACAAGAUCAAGAAGAGAUUUUGGCACCGAAAGAAGCAAGCCCAGUGCUACAACCGCCGACGCCAGAAAUCCAGGCCACUUCACCAAAGGAACCAGCAAGCCAAACCUCCAGCUCGUUCGCGGGCAUACUACCGAACCUCUUCCCUCAAAGUCCCUGGUCGAAGCUGAGCCAGUUCAUCAUCCCGCGUACUCCUCGUCCGCCAAGCACCACUGGCCAGAGCCAUGAACAACUGACUAGUGUCAACACGUUCACUGCUGAAGGCCCCAACGCUUCGCGGACACCGGCAAUACCAUUCACUGCGUCAGUUGUAGAAACUUCUGUGUCUGUUGAUGGAACGCCUGAUCGAAUAGUUGAGCGACCCCCAGCACGCACUGCUGAUAAAUUGGUGGACGCAGCCAAUCUUCUCAACAGUCCCGCCGUACCAGCUUCACAACAGAGCCCGUGGAAUAUGGACGUGCCAGUCAUUGCUCAGUCUCAGCAGCAACAACAGCCGAGGAACAGUGAUGCAACGAGUACCAUUGACCCAAGCUGCCAGAGUCCUUGGACGGCUAGCCCGACCAAAUUGCGCCAAGCUGCUCAAGAAGCUCUUAUGUCAAAGCUCUUUAAUGUUGCCGAACCAGCUUCGCCUUCUCCGCUUGCUCCCACCGCUGCGAUGACGCCUACAGGUCCGGCUGUCACUGUUGAACAGCCCGACAACGCCGACACCUCAGAGCCAGUUUCGCCUGAGCCCAUCUUUUCUAUCAAGUCCUUUGCGAACUUUCUGUCCCCGUCGCCCGAAAAGCCACGUCGGCGGCUCAACAAGACUCGCCUCAGUGGCGGUCACUUGCCUAGUACGCAGAACCUCAUCGCCGCUACAACCAACAAUCCAUGGGAAAGCGUACAAAAGUCUGUCAAGAGGGUCAGAUGGGCUUUACUGCCCAACGAAGUCGAAGGCGAAGAAUCUAUGGAGAGCCGCAAUCCUCACACGCCUACAACGCAAAGAGCUGCUUCGCCGCCGCCAGAAACCGCAGUAGCUGAUUUGCCAACCGGCGAAGACGAUCAGUAUAAAAAACACUUCCAAGCUGUGUCCCUUCGAAAAAGGCUCCAUCACCAUCUCUUGCCCUCGGCAUCUCAGCAAGUGUUGCAAAGCCCGGGCCCAAUGGCCAUGGCAGAGGCUUUUGUCUCUGCUGACUCCUUCCGAGCACCUCCAGCCCCAGUGGCCUUCGUACAUGUCGACGAGGCCCCACUGGCGCAAGACAAUGCCGACACGCAAGAGUCAGCCGUCGAUGAUGUUGACGACGUGCUUCGUAAUCUUAACGAGUUUAUCGAAAUGGUCGAUGUCGAAGCUGAUCUCGCGAGAGCCAAGGAAGAAGAGCAGAAGCAGGUUGAGAAACAGCAACAGCAGCGAACAAGCCAGCCUACAAGCAACAGCUACACAGGGGGUUUUACUUUUGACGGGAUGAUGGACGCAGGAGUUUGGGAUUGA
Colletotrichum tamarilloi is the source of this 2934-nucleotide messenger RNA. Its product is annotated as protamine P1. The transcript has a single exon. The coding region runs from base 1 to 2934 and encodes 977 amino acids. The record is from RefSeq and is a predicted model, not a curated record. NCBI's taxonomy places the organism in Eukaryota, Fungi, Ascomycota, Sordariomycetes, Glomerellales, Glomerellaceae.